Zonotrichia leucophrys gambelii is the source of this 7472-nucleotide messenger RNA. RefSeq names its product LanC like family member 3 (gene LANCL3). The record is from RefSeq and is a predicted model, not a curated record. The coding region runs from base 65 to 1300 and encodes 411 amino acids. The transcript has 5 exons. Gene Ontology annotation, cellular component: plasma membrane. Lineage: Eukaryota; Metazoa; Chordata; Aves; Passeriformes; Passerellidae. Gene Ontology annotation, biological process: peptide modification; carbohydrate metabolic process.
CCCCCUCGGCCGGCAGCUCCCGCCCGCCGCUCCCCGCUGCGCAGAGCGGCCGCGCCGGCGGGGGAUGGAGAGCCAGCGCUGCUUCGCCAACCGCUUCGAUGACUACCCGGGCAGCCCCGCGGCGGCGCCGGACAGGGAGGCGGCGGUGCCGCUGGUGACGGCCACCAUCGAGCGCAUCCUGCGGGAGCUGCCGCCCCUGGGCGGCCCCCGCGGCUGCCCGGGCGGGCUGUACGGCGGCGUGGCCGGCGUGGCCUACAUGCUGUACCACGUCGCGCAGUGCCCGCUGUUCGCGCCGUCGCGGGACUCGUACCUGCGGGCCGCCCGCCGCGUCGUGGACGCCUGCCUGCGCUACCAGGAGGGCUGCGGCGAGGCCGACGCCGACACCCGAGCCGCCUUCCUGCUGGGCGGCGCCGGCGUGUACGCGGUGGCCGCGCUGGUCUACCGAGCCCUGGGGCUGCCCGAGUACGCGCGGCCGCUGGGCAAGUUCCGGGAGCUGAGCGAGGUGUGCGCCCCGCUCUCCUUCCUCGAGUGCGGCUCGGACGAGCUGUUCGUGGGCCGCGCCGGGUACCUGUGCGCCGCGCUGGUGCUGAAGCAGCGCCUGGGCAUGGAGGUGCUGACUGCAGCACAAAUUAAAUCAAUUUGCCUGGCUAUACUAGAAUCAGGAAAACAGUAUGCAGUGAAGAAGAGGAAACCAGUCCCACUGAUGUAUUCCUACUAUGGAACAGAGUAUCUUGGGGCAGCACAUGGGCUUUCCUCAAUCCUGCAGAUGUUGCUCUCCUAUUAUGAGUACCUGCAGCCAGCAGAUCAGGAGCUGGUGUGGCAGAGUGUGGAUUUCCUGAUGGACCAGGAGCAGAACAGCAACUGGCCCCCUGAGCUGGGGGAGACCAUCGAGAGGGAGAACGAGCUGGUGCACUGGUGCCAUGGAGCUCCAGGCAUUGCCUAUCUGUUUGCCAAAGCUUACCUGGUUUCCAAGAAGCCUCAGUAUCUGGACACUUGUAUCCGCUGUGGAGAGCUCACCUGGCAGAAAGGCCUCCUGAAGAAGGGCCCUGGCAUUUGCCACGGGGUGGCUGGUAGUGCUUAUGUGUUCCUGCUGCUCUACAGGCUCACUGGGAACUCCAAAUACAUCUACAGGGCACAGAGGUUUGCAGAGUUCUUAUUUACAGAAGAAUUUAAGUCUGGCUCCCGGGCACUUGAAAGUGUAUAUAGUCUGUAUGAAGGAUUUUCAGGAACUGUGUGUUUCCUGACUGACUUGCUGCAGCCCAACCAAGCCGAGUUUCCUCUCUUCAGUGUCUUUGUCUAAAGACUGAUGUCCUCCAGGCCAGUCCUGGAGGUAGUGGGAGAGGGCACCUGCAGUUCCACUUACUUUUCCAGACAGGCUAUGUACAAAACGAGCUGGGGUACCACUAAUGUUAGCCUUAACGUAGCUGGGAGUCAGAUCAAAACCAACACACACUGGGGCUUGGGGGGUGGGGAAGUGUGUGGUCAAAAUAAAUGGGUCAGUGGGGGAAAAAAAUGGGGGAGCUGAUUGAAUCUGAUGUCGUAGAUAUUUAUCUAAUUAUUCAAGUGAGAGAGACAGGGGCAUUAUCAAACUUUUAAUUUGGUGAAAAAAAGGCAAGCUAGAAUUGCAGGGACAUGCAAAGAAGAAACAGUGAUGCACCCAGUAGGUUUUAAAAAGAAUCUUGCAAAAACCAUUUGUGGAGCAAUUCACUAAUUGGGGAGGGUGUUGUAGACAUGUCACUGCACUGCACAAAGGCAAAAUCUGGGACUUUUUUACCCUAAACCACAUCUGAUAGUUUUAGUAACAUAUAUUAGGAAAAUCUGGAUCUUUGAGCUCUUUGAUCCUCAUAUAAUGGCAGUUCUGUAGAUAGCUGAGUGUUCAGGCUGCAGUUUCACAGUUCAUUUCAGGAAGUGGGAUCUCAUGUGUGUAAAGAGCACUGGAUUGGACCCUUCCUUUUAAAGCUCAAUCUGUGGCAAGGAGCUGGUCUCCUUUCUGAUCUACUGUAACUGUGUCAUGUCUUGUCUGUAUUUUCCCAGUCACGUGGUAGAUGGGUGGAGCCAUGGAGAAGACUUGGAUGGAAAAGUUCUGUAGCAAAGAUACAGCAGGCAGAUGCUUUCUUCAUGAUGUAGCAUUGCUAGAUAAGCAUUGUUCAGUGAUACUAAAGCUUCCUUUAAAAAUUAAUUACUUAUAGCAGCAUUUCUGAACAGUACCCUAAGUUUUUCAGAUGAUGGAAAACCUGUUUUUCCUUGAUGAAUUCUUCACUACAAACCCUGCAAAGUGAAUGCAAUCAUGGGGUGGCAUACUGAUCCUCAAAAAACCUGAUAACAGAAGUAAAAAUUGCUUUUUUGCCUAGUUAGCAAGAUAAUGUAUAUGCCCAAAUGAUUUUUAGCUCGAAAAUAAUUUAGAUAGAAAUAAAUGGGUUGCUCAAUACUAGUUGCACUAGCACAUAUAGUUGCAAAUAUAUGCUGUUUUCUAUAUAUUAUAGAUAUGAUGACACCGUACUUGAAAGCUAAAGAAAACACUAACAUAGAUUUGUACUAAAAAAUAGAAAAUUAAUAUCUGUAUUUAAAAUCUAUUUACUAUUUAUUUAUUUAUUUUUAUUUAUAUGUUAAUAAUAUAUAUAAAGAAAAAUUAGGAAGACCAUAUGUCAAAAAUUGAAGUUAGAGAGAAAAGCUGCUGUACAUGCACUGCCAAACAAUGCAGUCCCUCUUCCUGCAUUCUCAGCUGGAGGAGAUUACAAUUUCUUUAUUUUUAAUGCCUAAUGGAUUAAAGUUCCCAUUUCAUUUCAGUGGGCUUUGAUCAGGCUAUAAGAUGGAGCUGGGUCUUGAAAUCCUCCCACAUUUUAAUAUAAUAAUCCCUUCCUGCUCUUGCCACUGUUAUUUUAAUGAGAUGGCUUACAUUAUUAUGAGCUGCAGAUAAGGAUUUCUGCUACUCUGUCUUGCACUGUGCAGCUCUAAUUAAUUACUUAAUCAUAGGAAUAACCAUAUUUCACUGGUGAAUAAAGCAAAGCAGUUCUGUAUCAGUUUGUCAAGAAUUUAGGUAUCUUUUAGUGAAUGGAAAUGGUAAAAUUCAAUAUACUUAUGUGUUUAUUAAAACACAUAGGUUAAAAGGCUCUGUGGUCUUUUAAGAAAGCCACUAAUGUCACUUACUUGGUUACUCUGAGCAGUGAGAUGUGCACACACAGAGGGAUGAGCUCCAUAGGGAGGGUGUACACAUGAGGCUGAAUCAAAAAGUCAAUGGAUAUGGGAGUGUGCUCUGCCCAGCCCCUGGAAGUGCUCCUGCUAGAUCAGAGCAGAGCCAGCUGUCACCAGUGAAGGUCCCAAAUCCAUUAGGAUUUUUUAUCUUGUUGGUUCCUGUAACACAUUUUGCUCCUAUAUUUCAUAACUGGGGCCUUCUUAAAGAAAAGUUUGAGGAAGGUAAAACUUGGCUUACUUCUUCUAAAUGUGAUUCUUCACAAAUGCCAGGGAAUAAACAUUGAGCUCAGUGUCAGUUUUCCAGUGAUUUUCCUGUGUGUCUCUCUUUGUAGAAUUUCUUCCAAUUCACAUUCAGAGGAGACUCUGAUCUUCUCUGUGUUGUGAUCAACAGCACACUCAAAACAAAUCUCCUGUCCCUACAACCAUUCUCUGUAUUAGAAACCCUAUGUUCUGGAGAGACAAAACAUUAUUUGAGCAAGAGUUAGUCCAUUCAGCAAUGAGAAAACUCAUGGAACCGCCCAGUGUUUGAAAUCUAGGUCCCAGACAUCUCUGCAGGUUACGUGAGUUCAGCACUGACUCUGGCAAGGGCAGCACAUGAACAUCCAGUCUCAUGGGAUACAUCUGGUAAAAAUCUUGGAACAUAUUUGUUCAUCUCUUUCAUCAGACAUGGCAGUUUGAGCUCACUCUCAGAGAUUUGUGGCUUUUCUUACCUGACCUGGCUGGGUUAAGGUGGCUUCUGGAUGUGCUGCAGUCACAGCUUCUGAACACAGUGCAAAUGCACCCCAGGGCUCUUUGGAAAAUGCUCCUUAAAUCAGCAGGGAUUUUUCAUCUUUCCCCUCUUUAUUGUCUUAUCUGAUUUUUUUCUCUGUACUAUAUAUGAUCUUACAAAUGUGCUGUUGCAAUCUGUAUUUGUUGCUUUUAAGACAUUGACAGAACAGCAACCUGAGUAGAGCUGUCAGCACUUUUCAGUGUAAUAAAAAGUAAGGUCCUCUGUGUGCCCUUCUUCCUGCUUUGAGAAAUCAACCUUGCAACCUUUGCUAGACAUUCUCCAUGGAAUGCUGUCUCCUCCUGCUCCCAAACUGGGCCCUUAUGGACUGGAAAAUGUAUUCCUGAACAGAUUAACAGAUUCUGCCCUGGUGCUGUGACAAAAGACUGUCUUGUGGGAAACUCAAGAAGCCUCUUCCAGGGUGUAAAACACAGAAACUACGUCAUGUUUGCACAUUAGUUUCUUGGUUGUGUUUAGUUUCUAAAGUGUAGGUAAUAGGAAUUUAAGUGAUAUUAGUAUUUCUGAUUAUGCUGUUAAAGCAAAGAAGAUGCAUUAUGUGGGUAUUGGUGCUUAUUUGUGAUGUACCUGUGUUUGUGUGGUGCUAUUUGUGAGUAAAGCUGCAGAUUACACAGCAGUUUAAGGAGCUAUAUGCUGCUCAUGACUUUUAGCCUGCCAUCCAUAGAUUACUGCCAGGGAAUAAUUUUGAGGGAAGCUAGAUCUGUAGUGUCCAGAUUUAUUGAUUUCAGGAUUCAUACAGAACCAGAUGCUGUAAGUUUUAUCAGCAGUACAAUUCUAACAAAUAUAUCUUUAUUUUUAAUUGCUACUCAUAACAUGUUUAUUUUGUGCCACUGCUUUCAUUGCAUCAUUGUUGCCUUCAAUUUCCCUGCUUUUGUUUCCCAACCUUUGAAUAACUUGAGUAGGCUGAAGAAGCAGCCCAGGUGUUUUGUUCUUGAAAAUAAGAUUGAUUGAUUUUGCUUAAGCAGGGUGUUCUACUAACUUGCAUUACAUUAUUUUAUGCUCCCAGAUGGUCUCUUCUUUCUGGCUGUGCCAUUUCCCACCUGCUAAGGAACAAUCAUUAUCCUAUAUAACAAUUGUCACUGGUGUUUUACUUCAUUAAAUAAAACAGAGACUUUCUAGGGAGCAUGGUCAUUUCUCCAUGCUUCAGUGUUUCAGUUCUGUCAGGACAAUUGAAACCAAGUGAAAUGACUAAACAUUGCAAAAUUCACUUUUAAGUAGUUCUGGGAAAUAUACAUAAGGGAAUGCAAGUAAAGGGAUCACCUUUGUUGCUACUCUGUCAAAUUAAGUAAUGCCACUUUGAUGUUCUAAUACUGAUUAUAUAUGGACAUGGAAAGAAUAUUACAAGAAUACUGAUUGGUUUUUUUAAUUCUGUGGAAAAAAAUGAACCAUAGUUAUCUGCUGUGUUCAGAAACAUAGAGGGGCAAUAUGUGCAAAUGGAAACUUUGAUAAGCAGUCAAGUUUUUGUACUCAUAUAGUUUUCUGCAUAUACAGUUACAGCAUCUGCCAACAUACUGCAUGUUUUAUGCCAACAGUGACCUAUUUUAGUGUAUGCAUGCAUUUUGAGAAUAUAUCCUUGUUCUUUGGAUCUCUGAGGUCUGCCAAGUAAAUCUCAGGUGCAGUAAUCUUCUACAUACCUUGAAUAUUCACUGGCAUGAGUGUAUAUUCUAAUCUGUAGGAAGAUUAGUAUAUCAGGACUAAAAUUGCCCAGUUGAUUUUCAAAGAGUAAUCUUGCUCUGAAGAAUUAACAAUUGCUGGCUGGCAGCACAGCCUGGGCUGCUCUGAGAAGACAUUUCAGUUUAUAUAAAUAUGUCUAAGACUAAGUAGUAACAGCAAAAAGCUAAAUUGAAAAGAAAUAAGAAAAUGACCAAAAAUCCCACUAUGAGGGGAACAACAUACUUCAAAGCCAUAAGCCAAAAAUGCUCAGGGCCCACAAAACAAUACAGCAGUUUAGGGAUGUGAACAGGCAUUUUCCAAAGGAAUAGCACAGUGGUGGUACAGUAAGCACUGUGCAGGUUUCAGCUGCCUUGAACAGCACUCCAUUGCCAUUAUAGCAAAGUCAUCAAAUGUUAAAAAACAUUUGCCUGUGAAGGAGUUGCCUGUAGCUGAACCUACUGCCUACUCCUGUCUUUUAAUGGAACAGAAGUGAUGUGCACUAUCCAUGAUAAGGCAGUUUAAAAAAAUACAUUCAAGAAGCCAAUAGCACCAACUUUCAAUCUUGCCUUUGAACAUUAAACUUGGCUAAUUUGUACUGUCACCGUUGGUCCUACACUUCGUAUAUUGGAAAUUGUACAUCAUGCUCUCAAAAACCAAAUUUAUAAAUAGCAAUCUGCUUGGAAAUACAUAAGGCCAUAUUUAUUUUAAUGCUUAGAAGGGAGUCCCUUGACUUUGUUCAUGGCAUGACUCAAAGAGAAAAUGGAGGCAUUUAGGUCAAGUACAGCAAUACCAACUAGAAUGGCAGAAAAUGAAUUCAAAGCUUCUUUUGCCAAGUGGUAUAAUGAUAUUUGAAUACAAGAGAUUUUAUAGUGUACUGAUACCCAGCAACAGCAUUAUAUGACUAUGUAGAAGUCCUUAAGUCAAUUAUAUCCUGUAGGGAACAGAAAACAGAUUCUAGUCCAACAUACAUUUUUAUAUCAUAUAGAAGAGAAAGGCUGUCUGACCAGAAAUUUAACUUUGCUUCUGUCUUCAUUACCAUGACCACACAAGAGAGAAGGAUGUCCUUUAACAAUGGUCUGGUUUUGCCACUGAAUUGGCCUCCUGCACUCAUUUUAAGAGCCUGAUAGGCCACCUGCUGAUGUCUGUGGUGAACCUCUGCUUGAUUCCAGGCAUGUAAGGUAGCUCCUUCCACAUGUGUGAAACAGGGGUAAAACUGUCAUUCCAGAGCCCAGGCCUACAAACUUUCCUUUACACAUGAGUCCCAUGGAAUUAGUAAGGCUUGUCUGCAUGGUAUGAGGAAAGCACAGGUGUUUGCAUAUGCAGGGCCCUGUCUGAUGGCAAUUUAUACACAUUUUAUCUCGAGAUCUCUGCAAUAUAUGUGAAUACCAAUACAAAUAAAAAGUCCAGGGAACUUAAAUGGCAUUAUUUAAUGUCUAGUUUGUGUUGGUGACACUUGAUUAUUCAGUAUAUUCCAGUGUGUGAUGUUCAUUCCUCGAGUAUGUGCCACACCCUAGAUUGGUUUCUCAGUGUUACAGCCAUUCACAGCCAUGAUGUGGUACAGGCCUGUAGAAUCAAGGCUGAUUUGAUUCUUUAGAGAUGCACCUUAUUGUUUGAAAGCAGGACCCCUGCUUUUCUAAUAUUUUAAACACUGUGAUCUUUCAGAAUGUGUUUAUUGUAUUAGUUUUGUAUUGUAGAUUAUGAUAGAAACUAGAUUUUAUAGCUUUUUAAAAGCAGUGAUGAUACUGAGCUUCAUAGUGGCAGAACAAACUGUGUAUAUCCAUAUUAUGAAUAUUAAAGCUGUGAUUAUAUUUUGCCUUAAAUAAAAGUCCAACCUUGAACAGUA